AUGCCGACCACGACCCGGACAUCCGCACACUAUGUGCCCGAUCUCGCGGCCUCGCGCGCUGUCUUCGAUGAUAUCGAGAACAUGUUCCUCCUGACGAAGGACGAUCUCAUGAACAUCACCUCCCAUUUCCUCAAGGACUUUGCCCUCGGACUAGGCGAGUACAACCACCCCAUGGCCAUGAUGCGCGUAUCACUCCAGAUAUUCCUCUCCAUCCCCGUCUUAUGCGUUCUGUACAGUCCCACCUUCGUCACCGGCGUACCAAAUGGUUCUGAAGUCGGGACCUUCCUCGCCCUCGAUCUCGGCGGAACGAACCUGCGUGUCUGCGAAGUCGAGCUGCAGGGAAACCAUCAGUUUGUCCUCAGGCAACAGAAGUACAAGGUCUCCGAUGCUCUCAAGACGGGAGAGGCCACUACUCUCUUCGACUAUCUCGCCGACUCGGUCGAUGCGUUCCUUACCGAAUUCGCAUCUGCUGUACCCUCCAGCCCCUUGCACGAUCAACCGAAUCCCUUCGCCACUCCUGUGGAAUCUAUGGUCGAUACGGCGAUUCCCCUGGGUUUGACGUUCAGCUUCCCCGUAGAGCAGACGGCGCUCGACAGCGGGAAAAUUCUGACGUGGACCAAGGGUUUCUCCGCGAAGAACGCCAUCGGCAACGACGUCGUCAAACUCCUCCAAGACGCAUUCGACAGGAAACAUAUGCACGUUAAAUGUGUUGCUCUCGUUAACGACACCGUUGGUGCAAUGCUUUCGCGAGCGUAUACCAGUGGUGGUUGUAUUCUUGGCAGUAUCUUCGGCACGGGUACAAACGGCGCGUACCUCGAGAAGGUCGAGAAUAUUCGCAAGCUUGGUGAUUCACCGGCACGCAAGAACGGUGAUUUCAUGGUUGUCAACACAGAAUGGGAGCAUUUAACAACACGCGUUCUACCUACUACCCCAUUUGAUAACAAACUUGAUCGUCAAUCAAUAAACCCCCGUCUACAAGCCUUCGAGAAGUUCAUCUCGGGAAUGUACCUCGGAGAAAUUACCCGGAACGUCCUCCUUUCUUUCGUCGACGCGGCACCACGGCCAUUACUUUUCAAUGGUCGCACAAGCAAACAGCUGAACACCCACUAUGGCCUCGACACUGCCGUCAUGUCUGAGGUCGAAACCGCUUGGGAAGCAGGGCGCGAUUCCACCCCUGUAGUCAAGGUCAACGGUGCUGCAGAUGGCUCCGCCGACUGGGCAUCCACCCACUUCACCGAUGUCGCCAAGCUCUCGCCAGAAGACAUCGCGCGAUUGGAGCGCAUCCGCACCGUCAUCAUCCAACAACUAGAUAUGGACGCGGAGGACGUCUCGCUGCGUGACGCAGCGAUCGUGCGCUGGGCAGCGUCGCUCGUUGCGCAGCGUGCCGCAAAGCUCAGCGGAUGCGCCGUCGCGGCGGUGCUCGUCCAAACGGAGCGGGCGAAGCUCGGUGGCGGGUUUGUGCCGGACGAAGAGAAGAUCGGAGUUGGCGUGGACGGCAGUCUUAUCCAACACUACCCGAACUUCAAUGCGCGCGUACGAGACUCGCUAAGGGAACUCGUCGGUGAAGAGGUUGAGAAGAAAGUGGAGAUCGGUCUUGCGAAGGACGGCAGUGGUGUUGGAGCUGCGCUUUGUGCGCUUCAGGCCACCAAGCAAGGACACUAG
Epithele typhae is the source of this 1662-nucleotide messenger RNA. RefSeq names its product hexokinase. Lineage: Eukaryota; Fungi; Basidiomycota; Agaricomycetes; Polyporales; Epitheliaceae. The coding region runs from base 1 to 1662 and encodes 553 amino acids. Gene Ontology annotation, biological process: intracellular glucose homeostasis; glycolytic process; glucose 6-phosphate metabolic process. Gene Ontology annotation, molecular function: fructokinase activity; D-glucose binding; ATP binding. The transcript is spliced from 9 exons. Gene Ontology annotation, cellular component: cytosol; mitochondrion. The record is from RefSeq and is a predicted model, not a curated record.